AAAACAUGGACAGAUGGCUUAGGGCAUACUCUGAAAAUGUGCUGCUGCUACACUGCAAAGGCUGCAAAGACAGAGUGGGUGUGGUAAUAUCCUCUUACAUCCAGCUAGCUAACGUUUCCACCAGUGAGGAACAUGCAUUAGAUCUCUACUCCAUGAAGAAGUUCUGCCGUGAUAAAAUGGUUAAUCUUAUGACUCCAUCUCAGAAAAGGCGAGGCUCAAUCGUUUAUGCAUUAACUUUCUUUUUCCCCUUCUUCCUGAUGCUUUUCACCUUGAAGCAUACUGAGGUUACGCUCUGGACAGCAGUUCAGGGUCACACAUGAGAGGAAAUCCCCCUAUGCAAUCUGGAUGUCCUGACAUUAUUCCACUUCCUUUUUCUUUUUUUACAUCAUACUGAAAGACAUGGCCUGUCAGCCCUCAUGCAUGUGCAAACUGAGCAAGAGUUUUGACUUUUUCCCCUGCUGUUUAGUGCAUUAUCAUUUUCCUCCCCUUAUGUUCUCCCAUCUCUAUUGACUCUAGAAACACUUUUCAGAAGAUGAGUUAUUGUAAAGUUUCAAAAAUGGCAACAUAAAUAUUCUGCACUGAUCUGUUGUUGGAACAACACAAAGAAGCUGUCUUUGGCAACACUAUAAAGAAGCUAUUUAUUCUCUUUGAUAGAGAGGCACACCCAGAAUAGCACUAAAUCAAUGGAAGAAUGUCAAGAUUUUUUUUUUCUCUCCA
Messenger RNA from Cyprinus carpio (common carp), 717 nucleotides. Its product is annotated as tensin-3-like. Lineage: Eukaryota; Metazoa; Chordata; Actinopteri; Cypriniformes; Cyprinidae. The transcript has 3 exons. The coding region runs from base 6 to 320 and encodes 104 amino acids. The record is from RefSeq and is a predicted model, not a curated record.